This is a messenger RNA of Morchella sextelata, 456 nucleotides long. RefSeq lists its product as uncharacterized. The record is from RefSeq and is a predicted model, not a curated record. The transcript is spliced from 2 exons. The coding region runs from base 1 to 456 and encodes 151 amino acids. NCBI's taxonomy places the organism in Eukaryota, Fungi, Ascomycota, Pezizomycetes, Pezizales, Morchellaceae.
AUGUCUUCAUUAACUACCACAGACCAGUCAAGGGCCCCGGUCCCUGACCCCACGUUCCUCGCCGAGCUCAUAGCCGAGAAGAUAUCCCUCAAUUCUGCUCUCAUUUUGAAUCGUCGAGAGCAGCUUACAUCGACUCGCAAUUUCCUUGGUUGCCUUCACGAAAUAAACCUCAUCAAGGAGCAACUCAGGCAGCAGGGCUACUACAGGUCGACCACAAUCACGACUCUGGAGGAAGGGAACGAGUUGGUGGGACUCAUGCUGGAGGAUCUCACGGAGCUACGGGUUUUGAGAGACGAGCUCGAAGCCCGCAAGGAUGCUGCGAGCCUCCUGGUCAUGGAGCUCGAGAAGGGUAUUUUCGAGCUUGAGGAGAAGAUCAACCACCAGAAGGCGCUGAUUGACAACGAGAAGGAGAAGAAGCAGAGGAAGAGGGAUUGCCAGGAAAUGAUGGAUGCUUAA